Cricetulus griseus (Chinese hamster) is the source of this 1863-nucleotide messenger RNA. Lineage: Eukaryota; Metazoa; Chordata; Mammalia; Rodentia; Cricetidae. The record is from RefSeq and is a predicted model, not a curated record.
AUGCCACUGAACCAACCUCAUAGCUGGCUGAAAGCUGUGGCCUUUGGGCUCCUGCUUCUCCUCCUCCAUGUGCAGGGUCAAGACUCAUCAGAGGCCAACCCCAUCAGGAACACACACACAGGCCAGGUCCGAGGCAGCCUCAUCCAAAUGAGUGACACCAAUGUUGGUGUCCACAGCUUCCUGGGAAUUCCCUUUGCCAAGCCACCUGUCGGACCACUGCGCUUUGCACCUCCUGAAGCCCCUGAACCAUGGAGUGGUGUGAGAGAUGGGACCUCAUAUCCAGCCAUGUGUCUGCAAAACCUUGAAAUGAUGAAUGUAGAAGGCGUGAAGGAUAUGAAACUGACAGUGCCUCCCCUCCCUAUGUCUGAGGAUUGCCUGCAUCUCAACAUCUAUGCACCAGCUCAUGCCCAUGAAGGCUCUAACCUGCCUGUGAUGGUGUGGAUCCAUGGUGGUGGACUGGUUGUAGGAAUGGCUUCUAUGUAUGACGGAUCCAUGCUGGCAGCCAUUGAGGAUGUGGUGGUAGUCACUAUCCAGUACCGUCUGGGUGUCCUGGGCUUCUUCAGCACUGGAGACCAGCAUGCCAGAGGCAACUGGGGCUACCUGGACCAAGUGGCUGCCCUACGCUGGGUCCAGCAGAACAUCGCCCACUUUGGAGGCAACCCUGACCGGGUCACGAUUUUUGGCGAAUCAGCAGGUGGCACAAGUGUGUCUACACAUGUUGUGUCCCCCAUGUCUAAAGGACUCUUCCAUGGUGCCAUCAUGGAAAGUGGAGUAGCCCUGCUGCCAGGCCUUAUCAGUGAAACCCAUGAGAUGGUCUAUACUAUGGUGGCCAACAUGUCUGGAUGUGAGACCAUGGAAUCAGAGGCCCUGGUGCACUGUCUGAAAGGCAAGAGUGAAGCAGAGAUUCUGGCCUUAAAUAAGGUUUUCAAAAUCAUCCCUGCUGUGGUGGAUGGAGUGUUUCUACCCAGACAUCCCCAAGAGCUGUUGGCUUCUGCAGAUUUUCACCCUGUCCCCAGCAUCAUAGGUGUCACCAAUGAUGAGUAUGGUUGGAUCAUCCCCAUGGUCAGGGGCUCUGCCCGUACAAUAAAGGAAAUAAACAGAGAGAACCUGCAAGCUGUUCUGAAGAAUGCAACAGCACAAAUGAUGCUGCCUCCUGAGUGUAGUAACCUGCUAAUGGAAGAGUACAUGGGGGACACUGAGGAUCCCCAAACCCUCCAAAUACAGUUCACAGAGAUGAUGGCAGACUUCAUGUUUGUGAUUCCUGCACUCCAAGUAUCACAUUUUCAGCGUUCCCAUGCCCCUGUCUACUUCUAUGAGUUCCAACAUCAGCCCUCCUUUGUAAAGGGUGUCAGGCCACCCCACGUGAAGGCUGACCAUGGUGAUGAGGUUCUUUUUGUCUUUGGGCCCUUCUCCUCUGGCAUGAAAUUUGACCUCCCGGAGGAGGAGGAGCUACUGAACAGGAGGAUGAUGAAGUACUGGGCCAACUUCGCAAGACAUGGGAACCCAAACAGUGAAGGUCUACCCUACUGGCCCAUGUUGGACCAUGAUGAACAGUACCUGCAGUUGGACAUCCAGCCUACUGUGGGACAAGACUUGAAGGCCAGAAAGCUGCAGUUCUGGACAAAGACUCUGCCCCAGAAGAUCCAGGAGCUAAAGAGGUCACAGAACAUGCACCAAGAACUGUAGUGCCCUGUGUUUAGAAUGCUGUGUAGGGUUGCCUGCUGGUGGGGUCAGCUUGAGUUUCUCAACAAUAUUGAGGAGCCUGGGUUGAUUCUAGCGUUCACAUAAUCUCUGCACUUGUCUGUUCUUUCACAUUUAUCACAAAUCCUCUGCAUGUGACUCUUCAUCCUGCUGGGUCAUCUU